UCAUCUGGUUAUCGUCUAUGGUAGGUUCUCGGCGCCGGUCAAAGUGUCAUUCUCCUGGUCGUUAGCCUGACAAAGAAAGAUGGAAACACCAACGAAAGUGAUCGCGGAGCUUCGCGAGAAAUUUUUCAAAAAAUUGGAGGAGGAAGGACCACCCGAUUCUAGAGGUUUCCACACUGCUGAUAUAGCCAGGAUAAAAAACAAUGAUGAUUGGCUGAAACGAUUUUUGGAACAUCAUGAGUUUAACGAACAAGAUGCGUUCAACAUGCUUUGGGAAACUUGUACUUGGAGAAGAAAAUUUGGAACAAAUGAUAUCACCGAGGAUAAUGUUAGGAGAGAUUAUUUAGAAGAUGGUGUAAUCUUUAGCUAUAGUAAGGAUAAGGAUGGCAAAAAACUUUUUGUAAUUAAGUCAAAGUUGCAUGUUAAAGGAGUAAAAGAUUUUGCGGAGCUUCAGAGAUGUAUAGUUUAUUGGUUCGAAAGAUUAGAAAGAGAAGAAAAUGGAAAUCAAAUAUCACUUUUCUUUGACAUGGUAGAUGCUGGACUUUCCAAUAUGGAUAUGGAGCUUAUUAAGUAUCUCAUUGGUUUAUUCAAAUCUUAUUAUCCAAAUUUUCUAAACUAUAUCAUAGUUUUGGAAAUGCCCUGGGUUUUAAAUGCAGCUUUUAAAAUAAUAAAAUCAUGGUUACCUGCAAAAGCUAUUCCGAAAAUUAAGUUUGUUAACAAAACCACAUUAAAAGAUUAUGUCAAUCCAAACGAUGCACUGAAAUGUUGGGGAGGUAACAAUGAUUACAUCUUCAAAUUUAUCUCAGAAGAGCAAACAAAUGGAGAUAGCGUAUUAAAUGGUAAACUGGAUAAUAAAAAGGUACACUUUGUAGACAAUUCACCACUUACGGAACAAAGUCCGACUAGUAUUGGGGACCAGAUCAAUGAAGAACAACUCUUAUCUAUAGAACCCACGGAAAUAAUUACGUUUAAUAAAGAUGGAAAUGAUGUCACUGGGACAAUUACACUUAAGAAUAUUACAACUGAUAAAUCUUUAUCUUAUAAGAUAAAGACAACAUCACCUGAGAAAUUUAGAGUACGGCCAAGUUCAGGACUUUUGCAACCAUCUGAACAAAGAACUGUUAUGGUUGUAUUACAAUCUGGCUAUAAUAUACGUGGCCUAUUAAACAACGAUAGAUUUCUAGUCAUGUGCUUCCCCUUAAAAAAUACAAACACUGCUACAACGCAAGAACUGAAUUUACUCUGGAAGUCUGAAAAGGCAACAGAAAUGCACAAACUACGAUGUUGUGACGGUGCUACUGAAAAUAGCGAGACACAAAAAUCUCAUUUUAUGCUAACUUCUGCAGUAGCAGGAAAUGAUCAUAUUGAUGUAUUUUCUUCUAAGAUAAAUCAUUUAGAAAAACACAAUAACAACAUAUACAGUGAAAUCGUUAUUGUAAAAUAUAUGCUUCUAAUUUCAAUAGCAUUGACGAUUUUAAUGGCAAUAUUCAUGGGUUAUGUUUUACAAGUGGAUAUUAAAAAUUUGAUCGAUCAGCAAAAAUCCUGCCGGAUUCCUCGUGAUACUUAAAACAUAUUUUAAAACACGUGUUUGUAAUACUAAUAACUUUGAUAUAUA
This is a messenger RNA of Acromyrmex echinatior (Panamanian leafcutter ant), 1612 nucleotides long. RefSeq names its product motile sperm domain-containing protein 2. The record is from RefSeq and is a predicted model, not a curated record. NCBI's taxonomy places the organism in Eukaryota, Metazoa, Arthropoda, Insecta, Hymenoptera, Formicidae. Gene Ontology annotation, cellular component: endomembrane system; endoplasmic reticulum-endosome membrane contact site.